Lates calcarifer (barramundi perch) is the source of this 2223-nucleotide messenger RNA. Its product is annotated as S-adenosylmethionine synthase-like. Gene Ontology annotation, molecular function: ATP binding; methionine adenosyltransferase activity. NCBI's taxonomy places the organism in Eukaryota, Metazoa, Chordata, Actinopteri, Centropomidae. The record is from RefSeq and is a predicted model, not a curated record. Gene Ontology annotation, cellular component: cytosol. Gene Ontology annotation, biological process: S-adenosylmethionine biosynthetic process.
UGCCUUGGGACCGUCAGACUAGACCACAGUCAAAAUCUGUCUGCACAAUCUGUCCGUCUUUUGUUUUGCUGUUUUGAUAAGAAAUACAUCUUGUGCUAGAACAGCAUCUCUGCUCCACAGGCAUCACCUCUGCUAUCUCUAACCACUUUGCAACGUGUCUGACGGCUUUUGAAAGGGGCAAAAUGAACGGCACAAUGGAUGGGAACUACGACCACGCUCCUCAUGACGGGUCCUUCAUGUUUACUUCUGAGUCUGUGGGAGAGGGACAUCCUGAUAAGAUAUGUGAUCAAAUCAGUGAUGCGGUGCUAGAUGCUCAUCUGAAGCAAGACCCUGAUGCCAAAGUGGCUUGUGAGACGGUGUGUAAGACAGGCAUGGUGCUACUUUGUGGCGAGAUCACAUCCCGGGCCAAUGUGGACUACCAGAGAGUGGUGAGAGACACCAUCCGAUAUAUCGGUUAUGACAACUCAGAGAAAGGCUUUGAUUAUAAGACCUGUAACGUGCUGGUGGCUCUGGAGCAGCAGUCCCCUGAUAUUGCACAGGGAGUUCACAUCGAUCGUCUAGAGAGUGACAUUGGAGCUGGAGACCAGGGUCUGAUGUUUGGAUACGCCACAGAUGAGACAGAGGAGUGCAUGCCUCUCACUAUAGUCCUCGCCCACAAACUCAACGCCAAGAUGGCUGAACUGAGACGAAACGGUACAGUCCCCUGGCUCCGCCCAGACUCCAAGACACAGGUGACAGUUCAUUAUACCCAGGAAAAUGGUGCUGUGAUUCCCAAGAGGGUCCACACUGUGGUGAUCUCGGUGCAGCACGAUGACUAUGUGAGCCUGGAGGAGCAGAGAAAGUCCUUGAAGGAGAAGGUCAUCAAAGCUGUGGUCCCAUCCAAGUAUCUGGACGAGAACACCAUCUAUCACCUGCAGCCCAGCGGACGGUUUGUGAUCGGUGGACCACAGGGUGACGCUGGAGUGACGGGCAGGAAGAUAAUAGUCGACACCUACGGUGGCUGGGGGGCCCAUGGUGGCGGGGCCUUCUCUGGGAAGGACUACACUAAGGUGGACCGCUCAGCUGCCUACGCCGCCCGCUGGGUGGCAAAGUCUCUGGUGAAGGCCAAGCUGUGCAGGAGGGUGCUGGUGCAGGUGGCGUAUGCGAUCGGAGUAGCUCAACCACUGUCCAUCUCCCUAUUCACCUACGGCUCCUCUCAGAAGAAUGAGAAGGAGCUGCUGCAGAUCAUCAAUAAAAACUUUGACCUCAGACCCGGCAUCAUCGUCAGGGACCUGGAUCUGAAGAGACCAAUCUACCAGAAGACAGCCUGCUACGGACAUUUCGGCAGGAAGGAGUUUCCCUGGGAAGUCCCAAAGAACCUCAACUUCUAGUGUAUCUAUGUAUCAGUGUAUAUGUGUGUGUGUGUGUGUGAGAGUGUGUGUGAGCGUAAAUGAUUUAUAGAUAGCAGUCCUCGUGCUCCUGUAACCCAGUAAGUAAAGGCAGCUGCCAGUGAGCAGGGGAGGGGACGGAGGGAUGGGUCAGGGUGGGGCGCAGAUAAUCUCUGGUCAUUGGGCAGAGGAAGAAGCUUCAUAUGUAAUUUAUGACUAUGUGGCCCCUCAAUAGUAACAAGAAAUAUGAGUGAGCUAUUUGGUAUUUUGUCUCGUAGAUACAGUGUACGGUCAGCGUGCCUGCAGUUUGAUUCACACAGAAGUUGGUUGAGAAAGUUGUUGUCUGCAACUAUUUGGCUUCGAUGUCCAGAAAUAAGAGGAUGACCAAAUUUAAAGGGAGAAUAGCCAUGAACACUUUAGGAGAAACAAUCCAAUAAUCUAUAUUUUUCUUACUCUUUGAUAGAUACUAUACAGUGCUAGUGAGUAUCUGCAGGUUUUACACCUAUUGAUAUAAAGCCUUGAAGAUCUUAAAGUAAUUACAAGAAAGUCUCAAUGGUUUUUAUGAGUCUUGGUGUUUGACUGACACAAACCAACCACAAAACAAAGAUGAGAGAUGAUCUCAGGAGGAGGAGAUAAAGACACUCCAAAGAACUUUUAAAUGUUGUAAAUCAUUUGAAGCAUUUUUACUGCAUCCUGGAUGGAUCAUUUGAAACCUGUAAAGGUGUUGGCACUUCUUUUCUUUUUCUCUACCUUUUUCACAGCUCUUGUUGUAAUGGUUUUCAUUAAGAAAUAUGGACCUCCUCCUAGGUCCAUAAAAUGUUGUUUUGGCUAUUUGAUAUUAAAACACUGAAUUUCA